AUGUGCUCACUCCAGCGGCAAGUCAACCUCAAUCAUUUUCGGCUCUUGAGGGUGGUGGGCAAAGGAGCCUUUGGGAAAGUGCGGAUUGUCGAGCGGAAAGACUCAGGCCUGACCUUCGCGCUCAAAUAUAUCCGCAAGGAUGAAGCAGUGGUCCGGUCCGAAAGCGUGCGCAAUAUCAUUCGAGAGCGGCGAAUGCUUGAACACCUCAACCACCCAUUCUUGUGCAAUCUCCGCUACAGUUUUCAGGAUGUCGAGUAUCUCUACCUCGUCGUCGACCUGAUGAACGGGGGUGAUCUCCGCUUCCACAUCCAACGAAAGGCUUUCACCGAGGAUGCCAUCCGCUUCUGGAUGGGAGAGCUGGCCUGCGCGCUGCGGUACAUCCACAGCCAGGGCAUCGUGCACCGGGAUCUAAAACCGGACAAUGUUCUGCUCGACUCGGAGGGCCAUGUGCACCUAGCAGACUUCAACGUGGCCUCCGACUUCAAGCCCGGCAGACCGCUGACGAGCAAGUCCGGGACCUUGGCCUACCUGGCGCCCGAGGUGUUUAGGGGACACGGAUAUUACAGUGAGGUGGACUGGUGGUCCCUGGGCGUGACCAUGUAUGAAUGCGUCUAUGGGAAACGACCGUUCGAAGGCAGGACCCACGAGGAAUUGGUCGACCAGAUCUGUGCCGCCAACCCUCGAUAUUUCGUCACCAAACCCCCAGUGUCAAUGCCAUGCCUACAUGCUAUGACAUCGCUGAUUGAGAGGGACCGGCGCAAACGGAUCGGUGCGACAGGCUUCGACACAUUCACCUCACAUCCGUUCUUCAGCUCGAUUAGCUUCGAAGCGCUGGAACGUAAGCAGAUAGCUCCCAUCUUCAUCCCGUCCAGCGAGAAGACGAACUUUGACGCCACUUACGAUCUCGAGGAGUUAUUGCUAGAAGAGGCACCCUUGGAAGCCAGGGCGAGGAAACAAAAACCGCGAGCAGAGCUGCGUGACGACGCCACGAGCAAGGAGAUCCGAGAAGAUGAGCUGCACCGCAUGAUAGAGACUAUGUUUGAGCCCUUUGACUAUACCCUGGCGAACUAUGAAGUGUAUGCACUGGCUUCUUGCGCAGUCGCCGGACCCAGGCUAACAGUGUCUAGGAAUGCUGCGGCGGCGGUGGCUGGCACUGUGCCGGAAGAACAUGUGGAGCUGGAAAUGGACACGACUCACCACGACGCAAAUUCUAUUCCCACAUCGCCUGAUGGGUCGCCACCGCUUUCUCCCAGCAUUGUUGCAGCGCCCACAAGAGCGGAGGAGAACUUACCGCCCUUGGAUGAACUCAGAGCGAAAAUUCCACCGGCGCCCGCUCAACACGCACGGCCGCCAUCCUCGUCGAAGUCGUUCAGCAGACCGAUUCCUCCGCAGCGGCCGAUGCCUGCAACGCGGCAGACGAGUAAAGGUGGUGGAGUACAGAUGGUGCUGGAUGAAUCAGGGAGCUGGACCAAUCUAGCGGACCAGACUGCCCCGAAUCCGCAAGAUAGCUCAGCAGACGGAGGGAAGCAUGAAAAGUCGGGAGGCAGCAUGUUAGGAUUCCUGAGCCGGAAGAAGGGUCGGGAUCGAAGCCCCAAACCGAAAGAGGCGGGAGUGCUGGGCAAGAUCGGGGCGAGACACAUUAUUAAUUGA
Messenger RNA from Cladophialophora carrionii CBS 160.54, 1650 nucleotides. RefSeq lists its product as uncharacterized. The record is from RefSeq and is a predicted model, not a curated record. The coding region runs from base 1 to 1650 and encodes 549 amino acids. NCBI's taxonomy places the organism in Eukaryota, Fungi, Ascomycota, Eurotiomycetes, Chaetothyriales, Herpotrichiellaceae. The transcript is spliced from 2 exons. Gene Ontology annotation, biological process: peptidyl-serine phosphorylation; intracellular signal transduction. Gene Ontology annotation, molecular function: ATP binding; protein serine/threonine kinase activity.